UCAGGUUCGCGCCUAUAAUCCCAAAACUGGCAUGGAAGCUCUUAUCGUCACGCCCGUGUCCAAGGCUUCGGCACUCCAGCGCGCAGGCCGUGCAGGUCGAGUCCGUCCAGGCAAAUCGUUUCGAUUAUACACGGAAGAAACAUACAACUCUCUCCGAAACACAAGCAUUCCUGAAAUCCAGCGUAGUAAUCUAGCGCCGGUGAUCCUUCAGCUCAAGGCUUUGGGGAUUGAUAACGUACUGCGAUUCGAUUUCCUCACACCGCCACCAGCAGCACUCAUGGUUCGCGCAUUGGAGCUCCUUUAUUCAUUGAAAGCAUUGGACGAUGUCGGUCGACUGACCCUACCGCUGGGAAUGCAACUGGCCGAAUUCCCUGUGGAUCCCAUGCUGGGUAAAAUUUUACUGGCCUCGGGUGAAUUCAAAUGCAGUGAAGAAAUUGUUACUAUUGCGGCCAUGUUAUCCGUACAGAAUGUUUUUAUUCAUCCACCGCGCGCAUCCAAAGACGUGGUGGCUGAAGCGCGAAGAAAGUUCUGGGUUGAAGAAGGUGAUCAUCUCACUUUACUUAAUGUAUAUAAUGCGUUCGUCAAUAAGGGUAACAAGUCCGGUAAAUGGUGCCAUGAACGAUUCCUCAAUUUCAAGGCGUUAUCGCGCGCUAUCAGUAUUCGACUGCAGCUGAUCAAGUACCUCAAGCGGUUUGAUAUCAAAUUGGUGAGCGCGACGGCCCAGUAUCCGAAAACACCAGAAGGCCGAUUGCAAGCGAGUGAACAGAUCCGAAAGUGCUUGACCAGUGGUUAUUUCUCACAAGCGGCCCGCGCUGAACCGGAUGGCAGCGGACGUUUCCGUACGAUUCGUGACAAUGUGCUGCUCAGCAUUCAUCCUGACUCCGUAUUAUUCAAUCGAAAUCCGCAGUGUGUGGUAUUCCACGAAGUCGUGGAAACAAAACAAGCCUACAUGCGUGAUCUGUGCGUGAUUGAACCCGAAUGGUUGGCCGAGCUGGCUCCUCACUUUUACGAAUAUAAAUCAACCACAAGAACAUAGCAACCCUGUCUCAUCACCCUGUAUCCAUAGAUCAAAAUAAAUGAAAAAACCGUCAGCUCUCUCCCCAGUUUAUUUGCUGCUAUUUGAUUACAGCGAACUAUCUUGUCUUGUAGCAGGUCUAC
Messenger RNA from Radiomyces spectabilis, 1158 nucleotides. RefSeq names its product P-loop containing nucleoside triphosphate hydrolase protein. Gene Ontology annotation, cellular component: catalytic step 2 spliceosome; intracellular anatomical structure. Lineage: Eukaryota; Fungi; Mucoromycota; Mucoromycetes; Mucorales; Radiomycetaceae. Bases 32 to 1036 code for a protein of 334 amino acids. The transcript has a single exon. The record is from RefSeq and is a predicted model, not a curated record. Gene Ontology annotation, molecular function: RNA binding.